AAAUGGUGGUUGGUUCUGCUUCUGCUGAUGACUGUGCUGUUAAGGCUUUGACAAGUUUAGCUGCUAAGUGGAGAAAGAGGAUUUUCAUAGGAUGUAUUCCGAUUGAAUCUACAGUUGAUAAUGUGCAGUUGCAUUUCAGUCAGUUUAGCUAUGUUUUGGACGUGUAUCUUCCUAAGGAUGAAAGAAAAAUGUGUCAUAGGGGGUUCGGUUUUAUGACAUUGUCUGAUGAAAUUUCAGCUGAGUACACUUCUCAGAAAGUACAUAGGAUACGUGGGCAGACAUGUGUAUGUUAUCAUGAAAUAUGAUAGACAGGUGCUUGGGUCCAAUAGGCACUCAUGUGGGUAGCUGACUAUCAAAGGAAAGAGCCUCAGAACUUUCUUGUGCAGAGUGGUUUGGUGGGCUACUGUCUAUCACAUAUGGUCUCAGAGAAACUUAAGAAUUCAUGGAGAGGUCAAAACAGAGGAAAUCAAAGUGAAGAGAAUGAGAAAGGAUGUUAAGUUUAGAAUGAUGUUCAAAGGAAGUAACUGCGACUCUAUCAUUCAUGGCUUCUGCUUAAAAGUUUUGCUAGUAGCUGGGUUUGUGAUUGGUCUUAUUUUUUUAAAGAAGAUGUUGGGUAAGAUUAGCACCAAUCUGAUGCUGUAGUUUAGUCUGAAGGCUCAUAUCUCUAUGUAAAACUGGGUUGGGAUGAUGUAACACUGUUUUCAAAUGGAGAUGAUCUUUUAAUGUAUAGGUCAGGGCAGAUGCUUUUGUUGUAGUGGACUAACUGAAGUCUCAGUGUUUUAAGUGUUUCUGUUUUGUAACAAUAAAAAAUUAUGAAUUAUCCAAAAAAGAUAGAAGA
Messenger RNA from Quercus lobata, 838 nucleotides. Its product is annotated as heterogeneous nuclear ribonucleoprotein A1-like. The record is from RefSeq and is a predicted model, not a curated record. Lineage: Eukaryota; Viridiplantae; Streptophyta; Magnoliopsida; Fagales; Fagaceae. The transcript has 2 exons. Bases 3 to 305 code for a protein of 100 amino acids. Gene Ontology annotation, molecular function: RNA binding.